AAUCAGCAUUGACCAGUGAAUCAGAGACAGAACCUUCGUCCUUAGAGAAAAUAGCUACACGUGGCGCUGAAGGCACUGAUCACCAAAACCAGCCAACUGUAGCUGAAAAACAGUAUAAUACCAUUCUUAAUUCCAGCAUCCCCGUCCGACCCUCGACGCUAGACAUCCCUCCAACCACUGGCCUUCAGGCACACACUGACAUCCUCGCCCCUCCUUGUCCUCUCUCAUUACCUGACUCUAGUAACUCUCCCGCUGACCUUUAUAUAAAAACGAAUCCUCCUUCCUCUACUGGUCAACCCACUAUGGAUAAAAUUGCAAAUCCAGCGAAUUGCCAACCAUCGUAUGAUAACUAUAAGCGUGAUUCAUUGGCCCACGAAGCAGGACACAUCAAACCGAAGCCGAAACCCAGUAGUAAAAUAUCUCAACAAAGUGACUCUCGCCAAAGCAUUGAUCUGAAGCAACACAAAUCGCUCCCGAAUAAAGUCUCUUCGAAGUUAAUGAACAAAGUCAAAGAUCGACGCUCCGAGCAACCCGACUACAGGGCUUCUCUGUCAACUACCCUGAAGGUCGCUCUUACGCAGGCUGUGGCGCCAUCGCCUGCUGGGAUCGAAAGGCCCGGACUCAAAAAGGGGAAAAGUAAAGUCGAGCAAAAACGCCGUCGGCCGAAGACCAAGAAACAAGAUCCUCAGACCGAGACUCCCUCCGCCAGAGUUUCUCCAGAACUUCAGAGUGAAAGUUCCUCUUCCGUGAUUUCUCCUGAACCACCUGGCUUCACUUACGAUGAAAUAUCCCAAGAAAUCGGUGGAAUGACAUCACCUGUUGACUCCACGACUGGGUACGAGCUGGACACGCUGUCUCCAAGUUCUGAGGAGCCUGUAACGCUGGGUUCUUUCUCCUCGGAUGAACUCGAGUCACCAUCUCCUCCAGAGUCACCAACACCCGAAGUCCCUGUUGUAACAGGUACGAAAACUUGUAGCGCCUUACCUGUUGACUCUACAAUACCCCGUAAAGCGGCUGCGAAAACAGGGUCAGUUAUACCUAUGGCAAAGAUGUACGAACCCGAGAUACUGAAUCUGGAUAAGCAAAUCAUAAUCCCUAAGAACACGGAGUCAGAACUAAGAACGCCUGUCCCCAAUGCAACAAAAUCAUCUCUCCUGGUUUCUGACCCUACCCGCCCUGCCGUCAAAACCACCCCAAGCAUCGGAGGGCGAGCAGUCGUGACAGAUCAUAAGCCAAUUUCUUCAGAUACUUACACAUCGCCAGCAAGUCCUGCCUCCGAGAGAGUUCCUGAGAACUCCACAGACUCGCCUGCAUGGCAACGCCGCAAGACUUUCAUGACAUAUGAAAGCGAAUCUAGUGUCAAAGAGGAUCCUCAAAAGCGUUGGAAUGAAGCUGCCAUCCUUCAGCUCAAGACGAAAAACAUGGUUCUAAGGCACUGCACUAACUCCAUCUUCCCACUGCCUCUAACAAGGGGAAGGAGAGACACAGCGAGGAAGCUCUGGACACAAGCCGCUAAGCCAGCUGUCGUUAAGGAGCCCCCGAAACCUGCCGUAGUUCAACCCAAACUGACGCAGGGCGAGGAGUCUCCUCAUGGGAAAAGACGUUCAAGCUUACUUGGUGAGCGGCGGGACAGCUCCCACAAAGUCCGACGGAAGCAAAGCAAUGGGAAGAAACCUUUAGAGGAUCUAACAGUACAUCUGAUUAGCAAGAGUAAUGCAGAUAAUCAAAGACCUCCAUGUAGCAAACAAAGCAGUUUUGAGGAUCUGCCACCUCUACCUCCAUGCAGUGAACAAAAUGGGCCACGACAAAGCCUCCCACACAGCAGACGCGAGAGCAGAGAAAAGAACCUCCGUUCGAGACAGGGUAGUGUGGCUGAAUUUUACAAAGGUAGCAGAAGAUCUAGCAGAGAGAGACGAAGUUCAUCCCGUCUGAACAGUCGCCGCGGCAGUGUAGACAGAACCCAUGUCGGAAGUCGACGAGGAACAAAAGCAAGCUUUACCGAAAAUCUACUCAGAAAAUGUCUCGAAGUCGCCUUAGACAAGUGUGAGCUGGAGGAGAUGGAGGUGACUGACGAAGUGCCAAGGGAGAAAGGCCCGAGAUACCACGACAGCCUCGACAAAUCCCUCAGCCGAGCCGUUGUGCGAAAUAACAUCGAGAAGGUCCGGGAGCUUCUCGAGCACGGAGCUAACCCGAACAUCAGCACAGGUCACGUCCCCGCGCUCCUGCGUGCGGCCAGAGACGGGGCGCUGUAUGUGGUGCAAGCCCUACUCAGGGCUGGGGCAGACGUGGACGCCCGGUCUGAGCAGGGAAACAGCGCCUUGCAUGAAGCAGCUCGCGUUGGCCAUAACGAGGUGGUCAUCUGCCUCGUGUACAGCAACGCCCAUGUCGAUGCCAUCAAUCGGAACGGCGUCACGCCACUGCAGACGGCUCUUUCUUACGGCCAGGUAGAGGUGGUUCAGACCCUCAUACGAUUCAACGCUGACGUUUACCUAAAGAACAAAGUCGGCGAAUCUGCUCUGACGAUUGCUGAACAUCUAGGUUAUGUUGGACUUACUGGAAGCCCUGCAGAAUUGAGGAGGUCCUCAGGGCCAGGUACAUGCGCACCAGUGGUUCAAAUGGAAGUCCCUGUCUCGGUGCAGCUCAUACUUGGACUGGAGGAGGGAUGCCCCCUCACUGUAGAAAACUGCCUCUCUCAAGGCGCUAGCUGCAAUACUCUCGUUCCUCUUGCUCUCCACUGGCCUGCGUAUGCGACUGUACUUCACCGCGCAGCCCAUCACGGAGACGACCUCAUAGCACGGCUCCUGCUUCAGUCAGGGGCAGAUGUUAACGCUAGAGAUGUGGUUGGUAACACGCCCCUGCAUGCGGCUGCUCAGGCGGGCCACAACAGGGUGGUGAAGUUACUGCUGGCCCACGGCGCAGAUCUGGAGGCAACGUCUCGCUCGGGCAUGACGCCGCUCCACCGGGCGGCGUCGAAGGGGAAGGAGCUCACCUGCAACCUCCUGAUGCGCCGAGGAGCGAACACCCAGGCCGAAGACAGCGAGGGCCGCACUCCGGCGGACUGGGCCACAAGGCGCGGUUUUAAGUCCGUCGCUCGCAAGCUGGGUCACCGCCGGAGGAGCAGCUCAGGACUGAUGGAGGAGCAGCAGCACAAAGCCUACAUCAAGUACCUGGACGAGUUAUACAAAGCCACGCAGUUGGAGUCGUCUCGAGCCUCUCCCUCGCCCGAACCCGCACCCGCAUGACUCCACUACCACGCACCCUCGCUCGAUCAACAAUGUACACUUCUUUUAAUAAAAACGAAAAAGC
Molecule: messenger RNA, 3306 nt
Organism: Penaeus vannamei (Pacific white shrimp)
Lineage: Eukaryota; Metazoa; Arthropoda; Malacostraca; Decapoda; Penaeidae
Molecular function (GO): protein binding
Source: RefSeq, a predicted model, not a curated record